This is a messenger RNA of Echinostoma caproni, 579 nucleotides long. NCBI's taxonomy places the organism in Eukaryota, Metazoa, Platyhelminthes, Trematoda, Plagiorchiida, Echinostomatidae. The record is from the annotation of a GenBank genome assembly.
AUGUGGGCGGAGUACUGCCAGGUUGCCCAGGCCAAAGCAGAAAAGGUGGCCUUACAGUGUCUUCAGUCAAACAAUUGGAAGCUUGAACAGGCAAUCGAUUUCUUUUACAAACAGAACUUAAUCGCCACUGGACCCCUUCUGAAUGAAGCUAAAAUCGAGCAACUAUUUCAGCGCUAUAAAGAUCCACAAUAUCCCGACCGCAUCUUGGCUACUGGAAUGGAACAGUUCCUUGUUUCCGAUCUUCGUCUGGAUCCAGCCAGUCUUUCUGUUUUAGUUUUAGCAUGGAAAUUCGGGGCACGAACUCAAGGCGAAUUUACUCGGGACGAAUUUUUCCGUGGUUUCAAAGAGCUUGGAUGUGACUCCAUUGAGAUGUUACGUGCCAAAAUUCCCAAUCUGAUGACUGAGAUCGAGGAACGGGAGCAGUUCAAGUCGCUGUACACAUUUACUUUCGGCUUUGCCAAUGUGGAGAAACACGAGAGUAAAUCACUGGUUUCGUUCAAUCUACCUUUGCUGAUUCUCACCCUACAACAGUUUGACGCAGCUAUUCCGGGAAGCUAUAAGCUAUGGAAAGCUUUGUGA